GUAUCACCUGUAUCUCGAGCAUUUUCGCAAGCGCGUUUUGUUAAACAUGCACAUCAAUCUCAAGAAGAGAAAAAUAAAGAGAAUCAAUUGGAAUUAAAAAUGGUUAGACAGGCUGAAAAAGAAUUAAAAGAGGAACUUAUGCAACCACCCACGCACUCACUUAAUACUGAGCCUGAUAAUAUGAGAACGUAUAACGAAAAAAGGAUGGAACUAUUUUCUUCUGAUGUUUUGGGAUCAGAUAUAAGACAACGAAGAAUUUUUGAACAUGAAGACACAUCAAAUAUUGAAACUGUUCUGCAACAUCACCGGAAAACGCAAGACGAACUUACAAAUGAAUUAGUAAAAAUGGCAGGAAAAUUAAAAAUGAAUUCAGUGACGUUUG
Molecule: messenger RNA, 382 nt
Organism: Racocetra persica
Lineage: Eukaryota; Fungi; Glomeromycota; Glomeromycetes; Diversisporales; Gigasporaceae
Source: the annotation of a GenBank genome assembly